Verticillium alfalfae VaMs.102 is the source of this 3735-nucleotide messenger RNA. RefSeq names its product pfs. The transcript has 4 exons. Gene Ontology annotation, molecular function: protein binding. Lineage: Eukaryota; Fungi; Ascomycota; Sordariomycetes; Glomerellales; Plectosphaerellaceae. The coding region runs from base 1 to 3735 and encodes 1244 amino acids. The record is from RefSeq and is a predicted model, not a curated record.
AUGGCAGCAGCGCGGGCUCAUAUUGUCCCAGCAAACGGGUUGACAGUACUUGUUGAGCCUGAGGUCGCCUCAAUCGAAACUAACCAGCUUAGCAUCGUAUUCGUCCACGGAUUUACCGGCCAUCCCGAGCGCACUUGGCUCCAGAAAUCGCCUUACACUUACCAGAAGCAAGCCAGCUUUGGAACCAAGAACGUACGGUCUUCGAGGUUUCGAGGCAUAUUAGAUAGCUUGAAAGGACGGCCGGAGAACAAUGUUUACUGGCCCAGAGAUUUGCUGCCCGCUAUUAUCCCUGACGCAAGAGUCCUGACAUAUGGGUACGAUACGCGAAUCAGCCAUCCGUUCGGCCCGCAGAGAAGCCAGUCUGGGGUUUACGCCAUCGCUCGGGACUUUUUAUGUGAACUCGAGGGCAGGCGUCAAUCUCCGGGUCGGCCAAUUAUAUUCGUUGUCCACAGUCUUGGAGGUAUUGUUGUGAAGGAGUUGUUGAAAGCAUCCUCUGAGAGCCUUGACGAGCGCGCCUUCUUGAAGGACGUUCACGACUCAACGGCAGGGGUUUUGUUCUUCGGCACACCACAUGCUGGUGCUGACCCACGAGGACUGGCGCACCACAUUGUCCAAUCGAUCGCUAGAGCGAUGCGGAUCUCAGCCAAUUCUCAGGUACUCGACACACUGCUGCCUUCUUCCGAACGACUUGAAGAGCUCAGAGAUCAUUUCAAGCCAAUGGCUAUUCGCCAAAAUUGGUUGAUAUACUCCUUCCAGGAAGCUCUUCCGGUUCAGUUGCUGGGCAAGAAAGUAGUCGAAGACGUCUCGUCGUGCCUAGAAAUACCUCAGGAGAUCAGGCAACACAUCCAUGCCAACCAUAUGGAGAUGUGCCGCUUCAAUGAGCUGGAAGACCCGCAAUUUCAAAAAGUCAAGCAUGCUCUGCGCAGGCUUGCCGAAGCUGCCUUGGCUCGAACACGAGCUACAUCACCGGGCCCUCUUAUGGAGUCGGACGCGACUGAUCUCACGGAAGAGCAAAAGAAAGUCUUGAUUCAGUCCUUGGCAUUCGAGCAGCUAGAUGCGCGCCAGGGCAGUAUCAAAAAAGCACACGACAAGACAUCUGAACGCCAUUGCUGGGAUGUAGGUAUCCUCCAAGAGCUUUUGGAAGCGGCUGUUGAACAUUUGGAAAAUCAUUCGGUUACGUUCUUCAUCGACGCCCUAGAUGAAUGCAAAGAUUCCGAUGUUCACGACAUGAUCGACUUUAUGAGACGCGUGAGCCAGAAAGCUGUUCUAUUCGGAAGUCAGGUGCGCACAUGCUUCUCUAGCAGACAUUAUCCCAUCAUCACACUGGAUAGAGGUAUCGAGGUUGUCCUAGAAAACCAGAGUGGCCAUGCCGAGGAUAUCAAGGAGUAUAUCGAAGCGAAACUCAAGCUCGGAAAGGCUGAAAAAUGCUGCGCCAACUAUAUCGAUCAUGUAUUCAACUCGAUUGAGAUGAAGAACUUUGUAGCCAAGGACUUGCCAGUAGCCCAUACUACUACUGAGAGCCGGCUUCUACGAGAAACUUGCGAGCGCAUGUUCCCAUUCUUGCGAUAUGCCGUUCAACACGUCUUUCACCAUGCGGAAAAGGCUCAGCAGGCAGGGCUUCCGCAGAACAAAUUUCUCCGCGACUUUCAGUUCCAGCACUGGCUCAGCGUACUCAAUAUCCUGUUGGGCCGCCAGACGCGCCGUUACAAGCAGAGUGGUCUUGAUUGCCUUUUGGCAGAAGGCAACCGGCCUGCACUACUCGAACUCGUUUGGGGCCAUACUCAUGCGCCCAAGCACGCAUGCUUUGUCAACUCUGGCGCGCAUUAUCAUUACGGUUCGCCACUCAUGGUGGCCGUGGCCCGCGACAACAGAGACGUCUUGAGAAAGAUACUCGAUAUGCAAGCUUCAUACUGUGGCUUCGAGGAUCUCAUUCCUGACGUACAACGCGAAUGCGACAACGCACCGUCUCCACUGGUUCCAGAUGGGCGUGAAUUCGACUUUCAACCUCACAUGCGGAAGGCGGAGGGUAAUGCACUGUUAGCUACAUCGGAUCUAUUCGCCGCAUCCUCCACGCUGUUGCAAAUUUUCGCGGCUGUCUCGUGGCAUUACCAAGACUUCUCGAGCCAUGUAGAUCACCUCAUCCGGCAUCUUCUGAGUAACAGAAAUUCGCUUGCUCUGAAGGUUUUGUCCAGGAGCCCGAAACUUCGAUCAAAGUCUGGUCACGUUUUCAAGGCCGGUACGCCGCAUCUGGUAGAAGCCUGCAUCUCAAAUCACAAAAGGACGGUAACUAUGCUGCUAGAAGUCGAUGCGCAGUUGGCCAUGAGUAAAGACGACUCGGGCAUCUGCACGUUGACCCAUGCCUGUCAAGCAGGCUACCCUGAAGUCAUCGCAGUAGUGCUCGAAGCGAGCAAGAGCGCGCGGCGUGAUUCGAUCCAGGGUGGCGUCGAUGCGCCCGACCAUGCCGAGGAGCACCAGGCGUGCGAGGAGUUGGCGGAGCUUCUGGUGAAGCACAGCGAUCACGACUUUUCAACGUCGAACAUGUCCGCGCUCGCUUACUAUGCCACCAAAGGGUCAGACGUCAUGGUGGAAGCGUUAUUGCGCAGCGGAGCCGCAGCAGACGCCGCUCCAUGGCAAGGAACCGAUCCCCUGACCUGUGGCAUCGAAGGAGGCCAUACAGGCAUCGUCAGAAUAUUACUCAAUGCCGGAGCAUCUGCGAAUGCUUCGUCAAGAUUUUGCCAGGCCCCCCUUGCAAUGGCAGCCAGCCUAGGGCAUGAUACGAUCACAGCAGACUUGCUCGGUGCAGGAGCAGAGGUUAAUCACCAGUCCAUCGACGGCCGAACCGCACUUUCCCAUGCGGCCGAAAAUGGCCACCACGCAAUAGCUAUCCAGCUGUCGCAGCGAGGAGCUGACGCAAGGCACGAGUCCGCAUACGGGAGAAACGCACUUUCCUACGCUGCUGAGAAUGGCCACGAGACGAUCGUGGAUCUCCUGCUCGUGGAACAUGGCCACGAGGCCAUCUCAGGAGCAGAUGCCACUCCGCAACACGCCAACUGUCCACAACUUGUUCCAACUCCCUCCCAGCAGUGUGCGUCCACGGAACUCAAAAGCCUCCUCACACCACUGCACUACGCGGCAGGAGCGUGCCACAGCGGCAUCGUCGACCGACUGCUGGAGAGAGGAGCCGAUGUCGAGUCCCGGAACGCCUGGUCGCAGACCCCACUGGUGUUCACCGCCGCAGCAGGCCAUGCGAACUUUGAUGUCCUCUCCCUCGCCAUGGGAUCCACUCAGAUGUCCUCUCCGCAGGACACUGCGCGUUUCUCGCCGGCUGACAGUAUCGGCUUUGCCCACGCAUCAACUCCAGAGAUGGAAUCGGGAACGGUCCCGGGUGGAGAUGCCCUGACGUUGGAGGCCGAGGCCAUUCGCUCGAGGCGCCCUCACACGCUCGAGCUUCUCCUUCUCCACGGAGCACUCAUCGACAGUGCAGACCACGACGGCCAUACGGCGGUGGCUUGGGCUGCUGCACGAGGUGACACGGAAAUGCUCAAGCUUCUCAUCGAGAGAGGCGCGUCGGCUGAUGUGACGGACAAUCUGGGGAGGACGCCAUUGAUGCACGCCAUCAGGUUUGGGCACGCCAAGGCCGUUGCCUUCCUGCUUCAUACAGGCGAAGCUGCUGCUGCUGACCCGAAGACGUUGGUCCCGGCAGCUGGACGGGAAGAAGCUGAAGACCGGCACUGA